CAGUUCACAUCCGACGAACAGAGGGUCGGUGGAGGGUAUACAGAGUCCACUCUUCGCACACUAAAAUUCUCUCUCUACAACCUCACUCCGAAUCAACAUUUUCUCUCUCUACCUCAACGGCGGAGCUCCGGUGACUCGACGGUUGUUUUCCGCCGGAAUGUCGCUUCCCGGCCAUUUUCCCUGCUCCAGUUGGGUCUAUCUCUCUCUCUCUCUCUCUCUCUCUAAUUUACAAUGCAGCUUCUUGUUCAAAAUGUCAGAAUCUUGAUUCUUUUACUUAGAAAAGCUGCGUGAAAAUUGGCUCCAUUUACAGUUUCGUACUGUAUUUUUCUUUUGCUUUCUCCUUGAUCUCGCUCUUUCAAAGCUCGUUCUCCAAUUUUCAUUUGUCUUUCUUUGUAGCUACUUGAAUCUGACUUCACUCUCACUCUCUCUCUUUCUUUCUUACCUUUUUCUUUCCAUUUUUUUCUUUUGUUCAGCUAACUUUUGAAGCUAGAUUCUUCCCUUUUUAUCUCUUUCUUUCUUUUGCCCCUUUCUCCUUGUCUCUGCGUAGACCCAUUUUGAAUCUGUAAAAAGUUGCUUUAUUGGCUUUUGGUCACCUAUUGGGCUCCUCUUGUUCUUAAGAUUAGGGAUUCAGUUCAUAAUUUUUAAUUAUAUUUUUGGGUUUUCUUUUAGAAUGUUUAUCUUGUGGUUACCAGGUAAAUUCAAUGUACGUCACCCGAGACUCUGAUUUUAUGGCCUUUUUUUGCUCUUUGAACUCUCUAUCCACCAUGAAAUUCCAUAGCUGUUUACCUCAUUGAAGGUGAUCUUAAACCUAACUAUUCUGGGUCAACUUCUCAGAAGCAGAUCCUUGAUUUUUUGCAGCCUAAAUAUUCAGCAUCACUGCAACCAAGGGAUUAAAGGUAUUGAGAUGAAUGGGAUUCAGAGAAGAAAAGUUAGUAAUAAUGAAAAGCCUUUCCCUGGCUGUCUGGGAAGAAUGGUGAACCUCUUUGAUCUGAGUACGGGUGUCUCUAGGAACAAGCUUCUUACUGAUGCACCACAUCGUGAAGGUUCUACUCCAAGGAAUCAGGCUGACAUGGCAAGGAUGUUUAAUCACUCCACAAAUCAGACUGAAGAUAAUCGGAGUCGGACAAUGCCAGAAUUGCAGAGAGCAUCAAAUAAGAGAGCAAAUGGAACACCUGUGAAGAUGCUUAUAGAUCAAGAGAUGUCCGAAAUGGAGUGUACACAAAAUCCACCCAAUGUGGUUGCAAAGCUAAUGGGGCUUGAAACUCUCCCUCACCAGCUUCCUGGUUCAUCUGUUCAAAGAAAUAAUGUUAGAAGUUAUCCGAAGAGUAAAAUUGAAAACCAUGGAAAGCCAUUAGGAUGCACGGAACAAAGUGAUUUAUUAGAAGAGGGAAUGAAAUGCCAAGUCAAUGAAUGUUCAGAGCAGAAAGAAUGUAAAGAUGUUUAUGAAAUAUGGCAGCGAUCUCCACAGGCAAAUUAUAUUAGAGAAAAACGGCCAAAGGGAAUAGAAAGUGAAGUUGUGAAUGAUAGAAAGAUGGCUCUUGUUCGCCAGAAGUUUGUAGAAGCAAAACGUCUGGCUACAGACGAGAAACUGCGGCAAUCCAAAGAAUUUCAAGAUGCACUAGAAGUUUUAAGUUCCAAUAAAGAUUUAUUUGUCAAGUUUCUGCAGGAGCCAAAUUAUUUGUUUACUCAGCAUCUGAAUGAACUCCAGUCCAUCCCUCCAUCUCCUGAGACAAAGCGCAUCACUGUUCUUAGACCUUCAAAGGUGUCUAGGGAUGAAAGAUUUACUGAAUUUGAGAAACAAAGCUAUAGACAAGCCAGGCUGCCAGUUCAGAGGGGUCAGUCAGCUACUUUGGAUAAAAGUGAUUCAAAACUUUCUCCUACUCCAGCUAUUAAUAGGACUAAUGAAUAUGCAGUAGCUGUUCAACCAACAAGAAUAGUGGUUUUAAAGCCAAGUCCUGGGAGGAAUCAUGAUAAUAAGCCUAUAGUCUCAUCGCCUGGUUCAUUGCCUAGAGUGGUGCAAGAUGGAAGUUUCAAUGAAGGAUAUGAAGAUGUUGAUGUGAAGGAAUCAAGAACAUUUGCAAGGAAUGUUACUCAGAAAAUGUGUGACAAUCUCUUGGGUCAUCGAAGGGAUGAAACUUUGCUAUCUUCCGUGUUUUCAAAUGGUUAUACUGGUGAUGAAAGUUCAUUUGAAAAAUCCGAGAAUGACUAUGCAGUAGAAAAUCUGAGUGACUUGGAAGUCAUGUCUUCCUCUUCUCGUCAUUCUUGGGAAUAUAUCAACAGAUAUAGUAGCCCAUAUUCUUCCUCCUCAUUCAGCCGAAUAUCAUGUUCUCCAGAGUCAUCAGUGUGCAGAGAAGCUAAGAAGCGACUGUCGGAAAGGUGGUCCAUGAUGACGACACAUGGGAACUAUCAAGAGCGUAGGCAUGUUAGGAGAAACUCAAGUACAUUGGGUGAGAUGCUUGCACUGUCAGAUGCAAAGAAAUCAACAGUAACGGAUAAUGUAGUUAAUGAACAUGAACCAAGUGAGUUAGAUCACUGUUUUAAUAGUGAUGAAAACAUAGAAUGUCUGGAUGAUUCUCCCACAACACUUAUGAAGUCAAAAUCUGUUCUGGGAUCUUCUGCAUUGUUUGGUGUGCUUAAUCUUGAAGCAUCAGAUCUUGAGACCAUCAAAACUGAUGAUCCAAAGUUGCUAGCAAAGUCAAAGGGUGUUAAGUCAUCAUUUAAUGAGAAAGUUUCAAGUUUAUUUUUCUCUAGGAAUAAGAAAACAAGUAAAGGAAAAUAUAGUGGAUCUCAAACAAAAGAUGAACCCCAAUCUUGUAGUGCCGGAACACUCUCAUCCUCAGCUUUCAUCCAUCACUCUAGAGGUUUGAGUAAUGCUGCAUCUCAUUCUAACGAUGGUGAAGGGUGCUCAUCAGGCACUUCUUUCCUACAUUUAACUAAUGUGGUUGCAAGAGGAGGUGCAGUUCAUCAUGAGGUGGGGUUGUCUGUAAAAAGGCCCUUCGUAUCUGGAAAUGUUGGUGAAAAUCAGGAGCAGCCAAGUCCAAUAUCCGUUCUGGAACCACCGUUUUUUGAAGAUGACAACGCACAUCUAGAAUUGUCCAGCUAUUUGAAGCCAAGGAAUCAGGAGUUCUGUAUGCCAUUCAAGAAUAGCCUCAUCGACAAAUCACCACCUAUAGAAUCAAUUGCUCGUAGUAUAUUUUGGGAUGGUUCUUAUUCAGAUUCAUCUGCUCCUUGUGCACUCAAAUCUUCACCCGUUUCCACUUGUCUGGAGGAAGAACAAAACUGGCAUUGCCUUGUCAAAGCCCUUCUUACAAUGUCUGGUCUCAGUAGUGAAGCACAACAAUGUGGCUUAUUGUUUACUAGAUGGCAUUCGCAUGUCAAUCCACUAGAUCCAUCGCUUAGAAACAAAUAUGCCAAUCUAAGCAGCAAAGAGCCGAUGCUUGAGGCCAAGCAAAGGCAGGUGCGAUCAAGUAGGAAGCUUGUGUUCGAUUGUGUCAACGCUGCCUUGAUUGACAUAACAAGUCAGGAACUAGAUCACAGGCAAACCAAAAUAUCUAGCAGGGCCCAUGACAGCAAUUUUGCAGAGGACACAUCACUAACAUUAUUGGACUGUGUUAUGGUCAAACUGAAGGAUUGGGUUUGUGGUGAACCUAGAUGUGUUACAGGAGACAUUGGGGACAGCAACAGCCUGGUGGUGGAAAGAGUAGUCAGAAAAGAAGUUGGUGGAAGAAACUGGGAUGAGCAUUUCAAGAUGGAAAUGGAUAAUUUGGGGAAGGAAGUAGAGAGGAGAUUACUGGAAGAGCUUUUGGAAGAAGCUGUUGUUGAAUUGACAGGUAAAGUUUAAUUAGAAUUUGCUUUUCUGUUGUGUUCCAAAUCAAUUCAUAACCUCUCACCUUUGUAUCUGAUAUUCAAUAAUGAUGGUCCUCUGAUUUAUUUACUGUAUGUUUAGCUAAGUCUACCUACUUACCUCUAAUAUUCAUUUUGUGAAAAUCCAUCAAAUAUAAUAGAAAGCAAAAGCUUUAUUUUGAUCA
Molecule: messenger RNA, 4028 nt
Organism: Benincasa hispida (wax gourd)
Lineage: Eukaryota; Viridiplantae; Streptophyta; Magnoliopsida; Cucurbitales; Cucurbitaceae
Source: RefSeq, a predicted model, not a curated record